CUGGAUGUUUCCUUUAUGACGAGGUCAACAUUAUGGCGCCGUCCAUGAUGUACAGUGUCUGGUUGAUGUGUAUGUUACAUGUAAACGUUUUACACGUUUUCUAGGUCACUUUAAAUGUUGUGAAUAGGAGCGUGAUACCAAAUGAUCGUUUAGCCUCUAUUGUGCUCGUCGGUUGAUAUUUUAAGGACCUUUUAACUGAAGUCAUGUCUGGGUCAAAUGUUUGGAGUCGAAGUCGAGAAAAAUUAAGACUUUUCCCUGAACUUCUUGCUCAGUGUUCAGCAGAGGCAGCAGUGUACGGGAAGUGUGUGACCGCUACUACAACAGGCAGACAGGAACUGAAGAAAGACCUUUGUGCCAAGGAGUUUGACGCCCUGAAGACCUGUUUUAUAAAUGCAGCCAAGAAAAAACACUAAGUGAAUGGAAGCUGUUCUGGAUUUGUUGGAGCUGCAAAAUGGACUCAAGUGUUGCAUUGUGUAUGUGGAGUUUGGAUUUAAGUGUGCCAUUUUGUGACUUAUUGUGAAAGUAAUUUAAAUGUAUUACUGUACAAAGUUGAAUUAAACAUUUCAUUCAAUGUUCUCAUCUAUAGAGAGAAAACAGACCAACCACAA
Messenger RNA from Notolabrus celidotus (New Zealand spotty), 608 nucleotides. It is a transcript of the gene ndufaf8, whose product is annotated as NADH:ubiquinone oxidoreductase complex assembly factor 8. The coding region runs from base 204 to 413 and encodes 69 amino acids. Gene Ontology annotation, biological process: mitochondrial respiratory chain complex I assembly. The record is from RefSeq and is a predicted model, not a curated record. NCBI's taxonomy places the organism in Eukaryota, Metazoa, Chordata, Actinopteri, Labriformes, Labridae. The transcript has 3 exons. Gene Ontology annotation, cellular component: mitochondrion.